This is a messenger RNA of Choloepus didactylus (southern two-toed sloth), 2272 nucleotides long. RefSeq names its product coenzyme Q10A (gene COQ10A). Bases 159 to 944 code for a protein of 261 amino acids. NCBI's taxonomy places the organism in Eukaryota, Metazoa, Chordata, Mammalia, Pilosa, Megalonychidae. The record is from RefSeq and is a predicted model, not a curated record. The transcript has 5 exons. Gene Ontology annotation, biological process: cellular respiration; ubiquinone biosynthetic process. Gene Ontology annotation, cellular component: mitochondrion. Gene Ontology annotation, molecular function: ubiquinone binding.
GCCCGGGCGGGAGCACCGUGAGAGGUGCCGCAGCUCGGCGCCGACCCUGCGCUCGGGGUCCCUGAACACGCCCGGCGGCCGCUUCCUGCCGCUCCUCCCCUUGGGUGAGCAGGGCGCAGCGGGUGUCUGAGCUGAGAAGCCGAGGCAGGGUCGCGCGUAUGGCUUCGGCGGGAGCGCGGCGGUUCCCGGCCCGGACGCGCGCUGCAGCCCAGCACUGCUGCGGCCUUGGGCUCCACCCGGCCCCGCCCCUGGUCCCUCCGCUACAGCCACGACCAGUGAGGUUUCUGACCGUCUGCAGCCUUCUCUUGCCCCGGGCUGCCCAGGUCUUGGCUGGCGAGGCUGGCUUACCUCCCAGCCGUUCCUUCAUGGGCUUUGCUGCCCCCUUUACCAACAAGCGAAAGGCCUACUCGGAGCGUAGGAUCAUGGGGUACUCAAUGCAGGAGAUGUACGAGGUGGUGUCCAAUGUCCAGGAGUAUCGCGAGUUUGUGCCCUGGUGCAAGAAGUCUUUGGUGGUAUCCAGUCGUAAGGGUCACCUGAAGGCCCAGUUGGAGGUUGGCUUCCCACCUGUCAUGGAACGUUAUACCUCUGCAGUUUCCAUGGUCAAACCUCACAUGGUCAAGGCUGUUUGCACCGACGGCAAGCUCUUCAACCACUUAGAGACCAUUUGGCGAUUCAGCCCUGGUAUUCCAUCCUACCCCCGAACUUGCACUGUGGAUUUUUCAGUUUACAUCCCCCAAGGAAGUAGGUUACUUCCAGAAGCCUGCAUCAGGAUAUGCAGUUUUAAGAAACCUGGAAUCAUUUGCAAAAUGCCAAGAAGAACAGGAUCCUGGACUAGGCAAACUAGUAUCUGUGGAAUAUAUACUAACUUCAAAAUACAUGGAAAGUAUAACUGGCCAUAUGAUAAUGAGAUUACAGAAAGAGAUAAUUUCAACUUCCACCAUUGAGGAUGAAGUUCAUAAAGCAACUAGUGUUUGACCAGGUAUGACACUGUGGGAUCCUUACUUCGCUUUUUAUAGUAGUCAAUGCUGCAUAGGUAAGAAGAGUUAAAAAAAAUAAAAAGAACCAAACAGGGAACUACUGCUUAUUUCUUUAAGCUAAGACUGAAAUGCUUUUUAAUACUUGUACCAACUCAUUCUUCCUCUAUAAAACCCUGGAAAAAAAGACGUUAAAACAUGCUACCAUCACCAUCAUAACCGUCUUGAAUAAGAGUAACAAAACUGACCAUGAUCAUCAUUGUGAGCCACCAUCUCUAUUGCUAGUAAAAAAGUCUGGCCAAGAUUCUUCCAUUUAGCUAUCAAUCAUUACUAAGAAGACGCAGAAAAAGAAGAGAGCAGGUAUUAAUGGUGACAAGACCAUGGAACAAAGAAAGCCCACCUUUGAAUCUGGUCUCCACCAUUUACUAGCUGCAUGACUUGGGCAAGCUAGUUAACUUCUCUGAUCCUCAGUUUUCCUAUCCAGUAAAAUGGGAACAAUAAAUAGCACCUACCUCACAGGGUUGUUCUGAGGAUUAAAUCAGAUAAUGGAUAUAAAGCAGUUAAGCAUAAUACUUGGCAAGUUCUCAAGAGCUGUUAGCUGUUAGGAUGAUGAGGAUGAUGAUUUUAUUACAAACAAUUUCAAAACCUACAUCUACCAUUCCUGACCUUAUAAAAGGUGGCAUUACUAACAAAACUUGAUCUGUCAGCUACUUAGAAAAUUCUAUUAAAUUCAACUUGUUAAGGCUACUUCACAAUUAAACAGCUGGUUGCCUCAUAGUGAUCUCUCUGUCAUAAGUGAAGUUACAGUCAAUCAGAAGGAGACCUAAAAGCUGCUUAAACUCUUUCAACAAGAGAUGCCACUGUUCAUCUAAAAUGAAAGUGUUCUAGAGAAAUUGUUCUAGGCAAAUCAUUCUCUUGAGGUAUAUGUCAAAAACAGUAUGAACUGAUGAUUCUAAGAAAAGACUUAGAUCAUAUAUAAACUCCUUAAUAUACAUUUUAAAUCAGAGAUAAUUAGCUGAAUGCUGUCAUGUAAUUCUGAUUAGACAGUCCACAGUAAAUUAACCAAGACAGAAAACUGAAUUGAAAUAGCUUGCCUGAUCUUUGAGACACAAAAGAUGUGGCAGCAAAAGAGCAUCAAGCUCUGCUGUGCUCUUUUUGUAUAACUUGGUGGCUCCCUGAUCUAUGGGUACCUGUGUGACACCUAAGACUCAGAGUUCUACAGCUCUGAAAGUCAGCAUUACCACAUACAGCAACUGUUAAAGAAGAUGAAAAAGAGAUCAGACUUCAAUUAGAGAUAU